Messenger RNA from Ilex paraguariensis (yerba mate), 2082 nucleotides. Lineage: Eukaryota; Viridiplantae; Streptophyta; Magnoliopsida; Aquifoliales; Aquifoliaceae. The record is from the annotation of a GenBank genome assembly.
AAAAAACUCUUCCUUUCUAUCUCUAACCCACCAUCCCCAUCGAUCAACAGCUGUUACUCGCUACACUAUCACUUUCUGUUCCUCUCUGUAACUAUAUAUUUAUCUGUGUAUACAUAUAUAGAUUUUAUACGUAUAUAUUGUGUAAAGGCAAUUAUAUUAAUGGCGAGGUAUGGACGGACACAGGCCGAUCCGGUGGCGGAAUGGAGCUCACCGGUGGGUGAAACGGGGCUCGAAGAGUCUACGUGGCAGUUGGGAUUGAGUACUGGAGCUGAAUCGUACCCGGAAAGGCCUGACGAGGCCGAUUGUAUCUAUUAUUUGAGAACUGGGUUUUGUGGGUAUGGUGCAAGGUGUCGUUUCAAUCAUCCCCGGGACCGUAGCGCGGCUGUGGCAUCUAUGAGGGUUACUGGAGGGGAGUACCCGGAGCGGGUGGGCCAACCUAUUUGCCAGUACUAUAUGAGAACGGGGAUGUGUAAAUUUGGUGUUUCCUGCAAGUAUCAUCAUCCAAGACAACGAGGUGGGAGCCCAGUGACAGUAAAUAUUGCUGGAUAUCCAAUGCGAUCGGGUGAAAAAGAGUGUUCGCACUAUGUGAAAACGGGGCAGUGCAAGUUUGGUACAACCUGUAAAUUCCAUCAUCCACAACCAGCUGGUGUUCAAGUGACAGCACCAUCAGCUGUGGCUGCGCCUGCAAUGUAUCCUACGGUGCAGUCUCAUUCUGUUCAAUCUUCUCAACCACAUGGAUCAGUGUCUGGCAACUGGCCUGUUGCAAGGCAUCCUCUGCUUCCAGGUUCUUAUUUUCCCGGGACUUAUAGUCCCGUGCUGCUUUCCCCAGGGAUGAUGUCCAUUCCGGGUUGGAGUCCUUACCCGGCACCUGUAAGCCCAUUAGCCUCUCCUAGUCCUCAACCCACUGUUGGAGCAGGCAGUAGUCAGAUGGAGCACACAUUUCCUGAGAGACCUGGCCAACCUGAAUGCCAAUAUUACAUGAGAACGGGUGGUUGUAAAUUUGGGUCUUCAUGUAGAUAUCAUCAUCCACCAGAAUGGAGUGCACCACCAACAAGUUUUGUUCUUAGACCCAUGGGUCUUCCUCGCCGUCCGUGUCUAGUAAAGAUUGAACUAUGGGAAGGUGAAAUCAGUGAUGUAGUUUUGGCAAGGUUGCUGAACCUGCUCUGGGGGAUGAAGAAAACUGGAUGGAUUUUGGUUGCAAAGAGUAUUAAUAUGAGGGUUUUCUGGGAUUCACCCCCAAAGAGUAUUGAAUCAGUGGUUGAGAGAGAUAUGUAUGAUAAAUGUCGAUUUAAGGUCAAAGCUUUUGAUGGUGACAGGUGCCACAGAUUGGUUAUAGUCGGUCCAGAUUUGCAGAAAAUUGCUCAUCACUGUCCAAUUUCUAAUAUGGAUUUGCAAAUUCCAUCAGAGUGGAGCAAGAGUGCUGGACAGUAUAAAAGAAAAAGAGAACUCAGUACCAAAUUGCUGACAAACAUUGACCUUAAAAAUCUUUGUAAUGGAGGCCUGAGCGCUCUUGGGGAUCGUUCUUUUUCAAUUCUUCUAGAUGCAAGUGGUAAAGGAGAGCAAGGGCUCUUUCUUUUCGGGAGCUUAAAUUAUCUCUCCAAUCCAUGCAUCAACACGAAUUGUUCAACCACCCAAGGACCCUUGAAUUCCUUCCAUGAGAAGGAUUAUAAGUCUCUGGUGCUAGGUUUCCCACAGGGUGCACCAGUUUGCUCUCACUACGCACAAAAUGGAAUAUGCAAAUUUGGGGCCUCAUGCAAAUUUGAUCACCCAAUGGGAACACUGAGUUACAGUCCAUCUGCAUCUUCUCUUGCUGAUAUGCCUGUUGCUCCCUACCCUGUUGGAUCUUCAAUUGGUACUCUUGCUCCAUCAUUCUCCUCAUCGGACUUGAGGCCUGAACUCAUUUCCAGUUCCAACAGGGAUGCCUUAUCGACCAGAAUAUCUUCUUCAAUGAACACAUCUAGUGGUUCAGUUGGUUCAAUAUUUUCAAAGAGCGGAGCUGCUUCUCACUCUGGUGUCCAGCCGUCCGAACAGACUGGCAGCAGUAAAACAGGUCCUGGAGGUGUUACUCGCUCAUCAACCUGA